Ricinus communis (castor bean) is the source of this 2347-nucleotide messenger RNA. RefSeq lists its product as uncharacterized. Bases 238 to 1896 code for a protein of 552 amino acids. The record is from RefSeq and is a predicted model, not a curated record. NCBI's taxonomy places the organism in Eukaryota, Viridiplantae, Streptophyta, Magnoliopsida, Malpighiales, Euphorbiaceae. Gene Ontology annotation, cellular component: plasma membrane; plasmodesma. The transcript has 9 exons.
GACAGCAUUUUCCCCAAAAAAUAUGAACCUUUUCAAAAGGGUAGUUUGGUAAUAAAAAAGAGCUGCAGUAAAAGGAAGAUUACUCUUUUUUCUUCUAAAUACAGUUAACAUACAUUCAGGGUCUGUUUCCCUUCUCAAAGCUUUACAUCAACAGGCCAUCAAGAAAACUCACUCCCUCACUCAACAGACUGAGCUAUCUCUCUCUCUUAAUUUCUUCCUCUCUCUGUCUGUGUCAUAAUGUUAUGUCACGGCUUACUCUUAUUUUCUCUUCUUUUCUUUACUUCUUUUACAUUCUUUAUUCCGUUUUCAGCUGCUGCUCCUCAGUUCCACUCUUUCCAUGCUCUUCCUCCAGCAGGUAGGGAAAAUGUGGAGGGUUUAAAGUAUGAAGUGGAAUACUUGUCAUGGGGGUCAGCGGUGGAGGCACCUAUUAGUGAACCUGUUGAGACCUCAACACUUGUGUUAGCUCCAAGGAGGACUUACAGGAAAGAUCCUCUAAAUGGCUUCAAAAGAUACACUGGAGGUUGGAACAUUAGUGAUCGCCAUUACUGGGCUUCUGUAGGUUUUACAGCAGUUCCCCUGUUUGCCAUAGCUGCAGUGUGGUUCUUGGGCUUUGGUCUUUGUUUACUGCUUGUCUGCCUCUGUUAUUUCUGUUGCGGAAGGAAGUCUUAUGGCUAUUCUCAAACAGCUUAUGUUCUCUCUCUUAUUUUCCUCGUUGUCUUCAGCAUUGGUGCAAUCAUCGGAUGCGUGGUUCUGUACACUGGUCAGGGAAAAUUUCAUAGAAGCACAACUGAAACUUUGGAAUAUGUUGUUAAUCAGGCAGAUACAACCGUUCAGAAACUAAGGGAUGUGUCGAGUUAUCUUGCUUCAGCCAAGAUAAUUACAGUUGAUAAUGUUUCUUUACCUUCCAGUGUGCAAACUGAUAUUGACCAGAUUGAGACAAGAAUUAAUUCUUCUGCUAGCAUCCUUGCUGAUCGAACAGUAGAGAAUUCGGAUGACAUUCGUGAUCUUUUGGAUUCUGUGAGACUGGCACUUAUUGUUAUUGCUGCCAUUAUGCUUCUCCUGACAUUCCUUGGAUUCUUAUUUUCAAUAUUCGGCAUCCAAAUACUAGUAUACAUCCUGGUCAUAGUUGGAUGGAUGCUUGUUGCUGGAACAUUUAUUUUAUGUGGCACAUUCCUUCUUCUUCACAAUGUGGCUGCAGACACUUGUGUUGCAAUGAAUCACUGGGUGCAAAACCCCACUGCUCACACCGCAUUAGAUGAUGUAUUGCCUUGUGUGGAUAGUGCAACUGCCCAAGAAACCCUGUCACGAAGCAAGGAAGUGACUCUUGAAUUUGUCGAUGUGAUCAACUCAGUGAUCACUAAUGUUUCUAACCUUAACUUCUCCCCCAACUUCCCAUCAAUGUACUUCAAUCAAUCUGGUCCACUGGUGCCGAUACUCUGCAACCCUUAUUACCAUGACUUGACGGAUCGACCUUGCAGCUCCGGCGAAGUGGACAUGAACAAUGCAACGCAGGUGUGGGAGAGCUAUGUCUGUCAGGUUUCAUCAACAGGCAUAUGCAUCACAACUGGACGUUUGACCCCAACCUUAUACAACCAGAUGAUAGCCCCACUAAGUGUUUGCUCCAUGCUGAAAAAUUACGGUCUUUUCCUGAUUGAGCUAGAAGACUGCACAUUUGUGAGGGAAACAUUCGACGACAUAUACAGACAUCAGUGUCCUAGACUGCAGCGAUACAGCAGGUGGGUCUAUGUUGGACUGGUAAUGGUAUCCACUGCAGUUAUGCUAUCAAUUAUCUUCUGGGUUAUAUACGGGAGAGAAAGGCAUCAUCGUGUAAGUACGAAGCAGCUCCAAGCUGAAUCAGCUCAGGGCUUGGAAGAUGACAAGCGUUCUCAAUCGUAAGAGAAGUACUUAUGAGCUCAUCAGCUGGAGAGUUCAUUUGUUCGAGUCGGCUCUGUUUUGCAGUUUUGUAUAUGUGCAUUGGAGGUACUUUUUGACUCUGUGUAAAAUUACUGGGCGGUGAAAUCAUUAUUCUACGUAGUAUGCGGUAUUUGCAGGCCUGUAAAAUUGAUUGUAACUUUCUGAGACGAUUGAAGGAAAAAGAUUGAUGUAUUGCUAAAUAUGGGAUUUGCUUGGUCUUAAAAGUUGAAACUGGUAAAGGGUCUGAACCAAGCCUGAGAGCUCUUCAUUCUCGGACUAGUUUAGGAAACAGGAGUUUAACAGCUAGCUGCUAGUCCUUUGGGCUGGAAACUCUGCCACAGCCGAUUCUACUCCGAACGAAAAUUAUCCUCCAUCAUUUCUUACUCUCAAUAACAUUAUAUAUUUCUUUAUCGAAAUAAUUUGUAUUUCAGUC